AUUAUGACGAAGAAGAGCAUUCUAAAAUUAAACAUGGCUGCCAGCGAUUCUGCAGAUGAUUCUCUCUAUCCAAUUGCCGUUUUAAUUGAUGAAUUAAGAAAUGAAGAUGUUCAGCUGCGACUGAAUAGUAUAAAGAAGCUUUCAACUAUUGCUUUAGCUCUAGGGGUGGAACGAACCAGAAGCGAACUGAUCCCGUUCCUCACAGACACCAUAUAUGAUGAAGAUGAGGUUCUGUUGGCGUUAGCUGAACAGCUGGGCAAUUUCACUCCUCUGGUCGGAGGGCCAGAUUUUGUGCAUUGUUUGCUGCCACCUCUGGAGAGCUUGGCGACGGUGGAGGAGACAGUGGUGCGUGACAAAGCGGUUGACUCGCUGCGAGCCAUCGCGUCUCAGCACUCGCAGUCAAAUCUAGAAAACCACUUCGUUCCGCUCGUGAAGCGCUUGUCAGGAGGUGAUUGGUUUACGUCUCGAACGUCGGCAUGUGGUCUGUUUUCUGUCUGCUACCAAAGAGUAUCGAACAAUGUCAAAGCAGAACUUCGGCAACACUUCAAGAACCUGUGCAGUGAUGACACGCCCAUGGUGCGCCGAGCCGCGGCAGGCAAGCUGGGAGAGUUCGCUAAGGUCGUCGAGAAGGAUUACCUGAAGUCUGAUCUUAUACCCCUGUUCACAGCACUGGCCCAGGACGAACAGGACUCUGUACGUCUGCUGGCCGUGGAGGCGUGUGUGAGCAUUGCGUCCCUCCUGCCGACCGACGACACCGAGCAGCUGGUGAUGCCGACGCUGCGACAGGCGGCCGAAGACAAGUCGUGGCGCGUCCGGUACAUGGUUGCCGACAAGUUCACAGAUUUACAAAAGGCCGUCGGUCCUGAGAUAACGAAGAACGACCUGGUCCCCGCGUUUCAAAGUCUCCUCAAGGACUGCGAGGCCGAGGUCAGAGCUGCAUCAGCACACAAGGUCAAAGAAUUCUGUCAAAAUCUGACGUCUGACACCCGGGAGACAAUCAUCAUGACGAACAUCCUGCCGUGUGUGAAGGAUCUUGUGUCGGAUGCCAACCAGCAUGUCAAGUCGGCACUAGCCUCUGUCAUCAUGGGUCUGUCGCCCAUUCUCGGCAAGGAGAACACGAUAGAGCACCUUCUGCCCCUGUUCCUGGCCCAGCUGAAGGAUGAGUGCCCCGAGGUCCGUCUAAACAUCAUCUCGAACCUGGACUGCGUCAACGAGGUGAUUGGCAUCACGCAGCUCUCGCAGAGUCUGCUGCCGGCCAUCGUGGAGCUUGCCGAGGACACCAAGUGGAGGGUCCGGCUCGCCAUCAUCGAGUACAUGCCGCUCCUAGCAGGACAGCUGGGUGUGGAGUUCUUCGACGAGAAGCUCAACUCUCUGUGCAUGACGUGGCUCGUAGAUCACGUGUACGCGAUACGAGAAGCUGCCACCCUGAAUCUGAAGAAGUUGGUGGAGAAGUUCGGCUUAGACUGGGCACAGCAGACCGUGGUGCCGAAAGUCCUGCAGAUGGCACGCGACCCCAACUAUCUCCAUCGACUAACCUGUCUGUUCUGUGUUAAUCUGUUAGCCGAGGUGUUCGGGGGGCCACAGACCGUCAAACUGAUGCUUCCCACCAUCACCGGAAUGGGAACAGACGCUGUAGCCAACGUGCGAUUCAAUGUAGCCAAGACUCUACAGAAACUGGGUCCCAUGUUAGACCCCACUGUUAUUCAGAGCCAGAUUAAGCCGUGUUUAGAGAAGUUGAAGAUUGACCAAGACUUAGAUGUCCAGUUUUACGCUUUAGAAGCCCUGCAUGAACUUAAAUUGAGUUAAAGAAAAAGUUUAACAAGGUUCUGACGAGGAGAGACAGAUGUGUACGAGCCACAAUGAAACACGACGUCGCGAGAUUAGGAUUAUUUACAGUUGUGUCGUUAGAAGAGUCAACAUUAUUUUUGUGUUUGUUACCACUGGACAUCGCUAACACUAGAGUUUCGUGUCGCUGCCCAUCCAUGGACGUCUUUAAUCUCUCUGUUUUACCGGCGCAUUUCUACAUUUCCAUACCAAUCGCAGUCUGCUAAAUAUGUCGUAAUAUUCAGUGUGACGUUUUUGCUUUUUAAUUUUUGGGCAAGACGUCGUUAGAAUGAAAGUAAAUCUUUACUUUAGGUGUGAUUUGUUCGUUCAGAUUUACGUAAACACUUCAGAAAAGACAUUGCAUUCUCUCUUUAAAGGGGCUGUCCUGAGUUUGCAGCCAUUUCUAAACGUUUUCCGCUAAUAAAAUAUUUUUAAAAUAAAAUUAUGAUUUAUUUAAUUUUCCUGCUCAGAAUAUGAAUAUUUUGUUAUAAACCAUACAUUUCUGGACAUUGUAAUGUUUUGUGGGACCUGAACAUCAGUUCCGAUUUAAAAUAGUUUAGUACAUACAAAUGUAUUACUUAUUCCAAUAGCCAAACGAAAUUUGAAAUGAUUCGGCUGAAGGUCAUUUCAGAUGUAUUUAUUCGUAUAGCGCUUUAUAUUUAAAACAUGUUGAAUUAAGACAGUGUUUUAAAAACUGGAAACAGCAGGAUGUGUGUUUAUUUUGUUGGGUGGAGGGGGAGGGAACGAACGGAAGUCUUGCUAGGGCUGAGAAAGCCGGGAUAGUCCCUUUACAGGAUAUCGAAGAGCGACGUCUUAUAGGAAGAAAAAUAAUGAAAACUAAUGCGGAUGAAUAUCGUGAAUAAUUUAAUGUUAAAAAUACAGCCGAGACUGCAACCUUGCCAGUGGAGAAUAGUCUUGGCUUAUUUUCAGCACAAACCUGUGAAAUCCUAAUUUCUCAAGACGUAAAUCCACGAUGUAUACACAAAAGAUUAGAGGUACGUUCUCACAGUUGCAUCUGGCCUGCUUGACUAUUAUUACAUGCGUCUGCCAUGAAUCGUCACAAAUAAACCGAUCGCCAUAACUCUUCACAAUUAAAUCGGGAAUAUCAAAAUUGUGAUGUGUUGCCACUAGGUGUAAACAGUGCUUUCCCUUGAAAUUCCUUUACCUAAAAAAUAUUCAUUGUCUUAUCGGUGAAAAUAGCAGCCAAUUCUUUAUCACUGAUUGGAUUUGACAAGAAUACACAUUUUAAAAAUAGCAGUAAAUAAAGUGAUUUUGAUGGGGGGGGGGGGGGGGGGGGGGGGUUGGUUGGUGGACAUGUAAUUCCAGCUAUAAUCUUUACAUUUCGCAAGGAUGGAAAAUAAAUAGUUAUAUUUUGUCCUUGUGCAACUGUUAGACUGUCUCUUCAAUGCAGAAUACAAUCGGUCAAUACUAGGCUACUAAGAAUGUCUAAAAGUUUGGAUAAGAAUAUUUUAUGCCCAUUAUUUAGAAAUUCUUCAUGUUAAACAAGGUGUAUGACAUAAUUAAUAUCUUUUAUAAAGAACCAUGAAAUUUGUCUUCUCGAAUGUGUGGCAUAUAUGUAUCAGAAUAUUCAUCUGGCAUGUUUGCAGACUGUUGCUUAUAUUUCAUUAGCCAUUAGAUUUGUUGGUUUACGUCUUAUUGUUUUAUUAGUAUACAGUUAAACCCUGUUAUACACAAUGCCAACGUCGGGAGCCAAGCGAUUCUGGUAUGUUUUGACGGUACGUGUAGAAGGAAUUCUUGGUGAUCUCUGACACAAAGUUAUUUUAAAUAUAAAAAGUCUUUUAAUGUUUGUUCACAAGUAUUAUUAUGUAAACCUGCACAGGAAGUUGUAAACCCUUUUCAUUAUUCUAGUUAAUUCUAACUAGAAUAACUGAAUCUCAUUAGGUCCAACAGAUAUUACAUGGCGUGGGGAAAAAAUUAUGUUUCAGUAUCCAUCAACUGCUAUAUAAAUAUUGAAUUAAAUUGUAGAUCAAAGUGAAUCUUAUUUGUAUUAUUGUGUUAAAAUUAACAAGAAAUAAAAAAGACAAAAACACUAAGCAACAAUAAAAAUUCAGUGCUUCCUUCUUUCCCACCUCGGCCCCUUUACGACUCUACAGGUUUUCAAAUCUACUUAAGGUAACCAACGAAGUGUGUUAUUUUAAAAAAAUUAUAAUAAAUUAAAACUAUCUUGACAUUAUUUUCCCACUCUACAAUAAUUUAGUGUCUUUCCUUAUUCUCCCAGCCAAUGUAUCUUUGGUGCUGGGGAUGUCCAUAAAUCUCCAUUCAUUCUCCCACCCCCAUGUAAACAUUUCUGAUAAAGCCAAUACCCCCCCCUCCCUAAUGUGUACACAGCUUUUCUCGUUAACAGUUGACUUUCCCUGUGAGUAUUGCGACAGAUGAGUGUUAUUAUAGUUGUCUGUCAGAUUUGUAAAAAAAAAAUAAUAAUAAUCCUGUUUGCACAAAACUUGUUGUAUUUAUGUGAUGUAAGAUGAAUGUAACGACUUAAUAAAUGUUUUGUGUCAUUAA
This is a messenger RNA of Gigantopelta aegis, 4347 nucleotides long. Its product is annotated as serine/threonine-protein phosphatase 2A 65 kDa regulatory subunit A alpha isoform-like. Bases 4 to 1806 code for a protein of 600 amino acids. Gene Ontology annotation, cellular component: protein phosphatase type 2A complex; cytoplasm. Gene Ontology annotation, molecular function: protein binding; protein phosphatase regulator activity. Gene Ontology annotation, biological process: protein dephosphorylation. Lineage: Eukaryota; Metazoa; Mollusca; Gastropoda; Neomphalida; Peltospiridae. The transcript has 16 exons. The record is from RefSeq and is a predicted model, not a curated record.